AUGGUCAAAAAGGAAAACGAGAUAGUGUUUCAGAAACAUGCAUCACUGGCCAACACAAGCAACGAGCUUGCCCUGCCCACUUACAUCAGGGGAACUCAGGAAGAAGAUAUAACCUAUUCUGAGAUCAAAACUACAGACUCUUCCUCCCCCAAGACAGUGCCCCACUGUGGACCAGCAACAACUCAGGCAGAAGAUGUAACCUAUUCUGAGAUCAGAACUACAGACUCCUCCUCCCCCCAGAGAGCAUCCCACUGUGAACCAGCAGAGAAAAGUGGACCAAACUCACAUCCAUACAGAUUGACUGCAGUGUGUCUGGGGCUGCUGUGUGCUCUCUUACUGACUGCCAUCAUAGCCCUGUGUGUCCACAAUGUAAGUCGAUCUGACCGAUGCUGCUCAACGAUGGAAAGAGAUCUGGAGGAACUCAGAGCCAAUUACAGCAUCGGCUGGGAGCAGUUCAAUACCGAGUGUUACUACUUCUCUACUAAGUGGAAGAACUGGCAGGACAGUCGCAGUGACUGCCUUAAACAAGGAGCUGAGCUGGUGAUUAUAGAGAGUGAAAAAGAACAGGAUUUCAUCUACAGUCACACAAAAGACCACUAUUACUGGAUUGGACUCAGUGACUCAGAAACAGAGGGGACCUGGCUUUGGGUGGACAGAACCCCUCUGCAGAAAGGGUAA
Molecule: messenger RNA, 678 nt
Organism: Megalops cyprinoides (Indo-Pacific tarpon)
Lineage: Eukaryota; Metazoa; Chordata; Actinopteri; Elopiformes; Megalopidae
Product: CD209 antigen-like protein E
Exons: 7
Coding region: 1-678 (225 amino acids)
Source: RefSeq, a predicted model, not a curated record